UAAACAAAAUGAGACCACAAAAUCUAAAUCGUGUAUCUAUUGUUUUAAUUGCUGCUUUGUUAUGUCGAAGUGUGCAUUCACAGCUCCAAGUUGGGUUUUAUACAACUUCAUGUACCUUAGCGGAGUUAAUCGUCAAGGACGAGGUUAGAAAAGGGUUCUUUAAGAACCCAGGAGUUGCAGCUGGUCUUGUAAGAUUGCACUUCCAUGACUGCUUUGUUAGAACUAGAGGGCUUGGAUAUAUCGUUCCUGCUGGAAGAAGAGAUGGCAAAAUUUCACAAGCUUCAGACACAUUCACGAACUUACCUCCCCCAUCAUUCAAUGUCGACCAGCUCAGUAAACUUUUUGCAAACAAGGGUUUUACACAAGAAGAAAUGGUUACUCUCUCUGGAGCACACACCAUUGGCCGCUCUCAUUGCACAGCUUUCAGUAACAGAUUGUACAAUUUUAACAGAACAUCAAGGCAGGACCCAAGUUUAGACCCCCCGUACGCUGCUCAGUUGAAGCGGCAAUGCCAACAGGGCAACUCAAGUCCAAAUUUUGUGGUUCCGAUGAACCCCGCCAGCCCUGCUGUCACUGACACCAGCUACUACGCCGACUUUCUUACAAACCGAGGUUUGUUUACAUCAGACCAAACUCUCCUCACAAACUCAGCAACCGCAAACCAAGUCAAUCAAAAUGCCAAAAUGCCCUUCCUUUGGAGGACUAAAUUCGCUUAUGCAAUGGUGAAGAUGGGCAGACUUCAAGUCUUAACAGGCAAUGCUGGUGAGAUUCGAGCAAAUUGCAGGGUUAUUAACAGCUAGAGAGACCAGAGAGGUUUUCUUAUGCGUGCUCCUCAAACUUAAGGAUGGGGAUGCUUCAGCUUACUUUUCAAUUCUAGUUAUUUGUUUGUUUGGUUGUCCUUGUAUUUGUGUUUUUUCGGUCAAUGGUUGUUCUUCUAUUAGUUAAUAACAUAACAAGCACCUUGCUGUUAUGUUAGCCAAU
Molecule: messenger RNA, 981 nt
Organism: Prunus persica (peach)
Lineage: Eukaryota; Viridiplantae; Streptophyta; Magnoliopsida; Rosales; Rosaceae
Product: peroxidase 5
Exons: 3
Coding region: 9-800 (263 amino acids)
Biological process (GO): hydrogen peroxide catabolic process; response to oxidative stress
Cellular component (GO): plant-type cell wall; plasmodesma
Molecular function (GO): heme binding; peroxidase activity
Source: RefSeq, a predicted model, not a curated record